This is a messenger RNA of Monoraphidium neglectum, 1104 nucleotides long. RefSeq lists its product as hypothetical. The record is from RefSeq and is a predicted model, not a curated record. Lineage: Eukaryota; Viridiplantae; Chlorophyta; Chlorophyceae; Sphaeropleales; Selenastraceae. The coding region runs from base 1 to 1104 and encodes 367 amino acids. The transcript has 5 exons.
AUGCGCAGGUUGACCCACGCGCCCCGCCGUGACGCUCCACCCCCUCCAUCCCACGCACGCGCCGCAGCGGGCUCCGCCGCCAAGGCGCGGUCGGCGUACGACCAGCUGAAGCAGCAAGUGCGCGACAUCAAGGCGGAGCAGAGAGAGGUCCACCAGGCCAAGGUCUCAGAGCGCGAGGCCCGGGCCGCCGCGGUCGCAGAGCUGUGCCAGGGGUACGAGGCGCGGCUGGAUGACGAGCGCCGGGCCAACGCCGCCCUGUCGGCGCGGCUAAAGGAGGCCCUGGACCGCUCGGCGAAGAUGCGGGGCCACGCGGAGAAGGAGCGGCGCGCGCUGCAGCUGCAGGUCGAGAAGCUGCAGGCGGCGGCGGACGCGGGCGCGCGCGCAGCAGAGGCGCGCGCGGCGGAGUGGGAGAACCAAAGGUCGCGAGAGGCGGCGGAGUGGGAGGCGCGGGUCGAAGCCGAGCGCGAGGCGCGGGAGGACGCCCUGCGCCACCUGGACGCGUCGCGCCUCGAGUUUGUGAAGCAGGUGGAGGAGUGGAGCCAAGGCGAGGUGGAAGCCAUACAGGCGGUCGCCAACGAGGCAGUGGCAGCGGCACGCGGCGAGGCACAGCGCCUGGAAGACCAGGUCCAAUCUCUACUGCAGGAGCUGGCAGCAAAGGAUGCCGACGUGCAGAAGCUAGAGGGCCACGUAGAGGCUUGCAAAGCCGACUCAGCACGCCUGAAGGAAGCUGGCGAGAAGCUGCGUGCUGAGCUGGGUGCUGCGGCGGAUCGGGAGGCGCGGGCGGCAGAGGAGGCGCAGAGGCGGGGCGAGGAGUGGCGCGCGGCGGCGGCGCUGCAGCAGCAGGAGCAUGAGGCAGCAUUGCGUGCGGUCAAGGCGCAGCACGCGGCGGAACUCGAGCAGGUGCACGGCCGCCUGCAGUCCGUGCUGCAGCGCAAAGACGCAAAGCUGGCGGCCCUGGAGGCGCGGCUGCGCGGCGCGGAGGCGCGGCAGCGGCAGACCGAGGAGGUGCUUGAGCGGCAGAGGGGCGCGCUGCUGCUGGGGCUGGCGAACGUAGGGCUGGACGCGAAGCAGCCGGGGGGCGCCGCGCGACCGGGGACAAGUUGA